Messenger RNA from Suillus fuscotomentosus, 1071 nucleotides. Its product is annotated as isoprenoid synthase domain-containing protein. The record is from RefSeq and is a predicted model, not a curated record. The coding region runs from base 1 to 1071 and encodes 356 amino acids. The transcript has 5 exons. Lineage: Eukaryota; Fungi; Basidiomycota; Agaricomycetes; Boletales; Suillaceae.
AUGGAUCCUCGUCCAAGAGUAAUCUGCCUUCCAAACACCAUGACCAACUGGCCCUGGCCUCGUGCGAUGAAUCCCCAUUAUGAGGUUGUAAAAGCUGAAGUCGAUGCUUCGUUCCGUGAAUUCAAGGCUCUGAGUGCCGAGUCACAGGAAGCAUACGACAAGUGUGAUUCCGAAUACCUUCAAAUCGCCUGCGAGUUUGUCAAUGUCCUCAUCAUUGUGGACGAGUACACCGACGUUGAAAAUGCAGCAGUUGCCGAGGCAAUGGUAGGCAUCGUCAUCGAUGCCUUACACAAUCCUCACAAGACACGACCAGAUGGCGAGUGCAUCCUCGGUGAAAUCGUACGACAAUUCUGGGCUCGUGCGAUUCAGACCACAAGCCUACCUUUUCAACGUCACUUCCUUGACAGUUAUAUCGCAUACCUUCGUGCAGUGAUUGUCGAGGCUCUCGACCGCGAUAAGGCUCAUUGCCGUAGUAUUGGUGAUUACAUUAAGCUGCGACGGGAUACAUGUGCUGCAAAACCUCUCAUCGCAAUAUAUGAAAUGGGAAUGGAUCUUCCCGAUGAGGUGUUUUAUCAUCCCGUCAUUGUCGAACUAGUCGAAUGCAUUGCAGAGUUGAUGUUGAUUGACAAUGAUAUGAUCUCGUACAAUAGAGAGCAGGCAACAGGGGACGAAAAUCAUAACUUGAUCACUACUGUUAUGGUGGAACUUGGCCUCGACAGAAGCGGUGCGAUGAUCUGGGCAGCACGCUAUCACACCGAAGUCGAGAAAAGGUUCACCGAUGGUCUCACCAAGGUACCUUCGUGGGGACCUUCUACCGAUGUUCUAGUCAAGGAGUAUCUUGAAGGGAUGGCAACAUGGGCUCGAGCAAAUCAUUCUUGGAGUUAUGAAACUCAAAGAUACUUGGGUACAAGGGGCCUAGAGAUACAACGAACUGGCCUUGUCCCAUUACUGCCCAGGGUCAACUGCAAAGCCUCAUCCGCGGGGGCAAAGGUCAAUGUGGCUGAUUUAUCCAUGAUGGAUGCCACAGCAGGCCAUAAGCAUCUAGAAGCUCCAGACCAACCCAACUCGUAA